GCAGUCAAUCAGUCAGUGUUGUUCAUCCUCGGGCGUCUGUCAACUGUUAGUGUAAUUCGCUGAUUAUAAAACAAAAUAAUGUCGUUCUUAGCUAAAUUGUGGCGAUGGGCGAGGCCGUAUAUUGUUAAUAUUAAUGUAUUAAGACCAAAACCUACACUUCCAGAAAUAGUAGUGGAAAACAGAGAGGAAAGUCAUCAAAUUGACGACGAAGGAGCGUCGUCCCAAAAGAUCAGGGCGACGUUUGAAAAAAUGGGGUUCUGCGUAAACUCUGCCCGAAUGCCAAAGGGCCAGAUAAUAUACACCAAACCAACGGCGAAACUACUUCUACCACAUAACAAGAAGUCAAAUCUCAAUAAGAAGACCAAAUCACACCUAUCGAAUUUCGAAGCAGUCCAUCCUUACAUGAUUCAAGAGUCACAACAGCAAAGAGUGCCGCUAGAGGAUUCCGAAGUGAACACUGAAGUUGUAUGGGAAAGUGAAAAACAUGACCCAGCAACGAUAUCUGAUGCCACUAAUACAGACGUCGAAGAAUUUAAAAACGAGUGUAAAUCUACCGGUGAAUCGGAUAAUGUUGAAGUUAUGCCGGCAGAAGUGGCCUUACCUGAUUCUACCGACGUAGACACUGAAGAUUCGGAUGACAUGACCAAUGAAGCUGCCCCAAUGGAUAUCCCAAGCACAGCAACCAAAGAAGUUUCACCAAACAAAAGUGUCACGAAGCCAAAACAGUCUUUCAAGGAUUUGAUUGACUUCUCUGCACCAGCAGCAUUAAAUAGAAAAAGAGUAAACCUGCCGGAACAAGAUGCCAGGCCCAAACUAGCGCCGAAAAAGAAGAACCAACAGAUGACCCCGACAGCGCCACUGCCAGAGCCGAAAACUAUUUAUACUAGAGCGUUUUUGCAGGACCCGCAAUACGUUACAGGUGAAGUUGAAGAAGCAAUCGAAACAGAUCCUAAUGAGGAUACAAAUGUAACGGAACAAAUGAUCAAUGAUAGUCCGUUAGAAGAUAAAAUGGUAGCAGAUAUGAGGGGGAAGAAAUACGACUGCUGGAGCGUAGACGACAAUGUGCCACCGGAAUUGAAAGACGCCCCAAAAAUGGUGAAAUACUGGAGGAAAAGGCACUCGCUAUUCCACAGGUUCGACGAAGGCAUAAAACUAGACCACGAGAGUUGGUUCAGCGUGACUCCAGAAAGCGUGGCGUGGCAUAUCGCCAACAAAUUCGCAUAUGACGUAGUAUUAGACGCAUUCUGUGGCGCAGGAGGCAACACCAUACAGUUCGCCAGGACUUGCGCGAAAGUUAUAGCCGUCGAUAUUGAUCCGUUGAAGAUUGAAUUGGCUCGACACAACGCAAAAGUGUAUGGCGUCGCCGACCGCAUAGAAUUCAUAGUGGGCGAUUUCUUCGAGCUCGCGCCGACGCUAAAAGCCGAUAUGGUGUUUUUGAGCCCACCCUGGGGAGGACCACAGUACUCACAGGUAAAAAACUAUAACUUGGAAACGAUGCUCGAGCCGAGACCGGCGUCGGAGCUUAUGAAGACCGCGCUGUCAAUAUCGCCAUACGUAGCGAUGUAUGUGCCAAGGAAUACCACGUGCAAUCAGCUCGUCAAUUUAGGAAGGCGCAAGAAUGGCGCGCUGGAGAUCGAGCAAAGUUUCAUUGGCAAGCGCUUCAUUGCGCUCACCGCUUACUAUUAUUGAAAUGUGUAUUUUAUUUAAUGGUUUUAAGGUUUACAAUACUGUGUCCGGCAUUUCAGUGGCGCGUGAAAGAUACAAAAUAGGUGUUGUUUCUUUCAAGUAAAAUUACGGGCACAGUGUUAAGAUUCUAUGUAUUGAAAUUUGUACAUUUCGUUUUGAUCUCUCUGUUUAAUUAAGGUUGACAGACUUUUUUUUUUUGUUUAGCAUUAGCCGCCUAGAACUGGUUCGCUUGCCGAACUAUAACUCCGUUGCGGGUUCGAACCCCGCUGGGUACAAAUGCUUGUAAUAAGCACAAACAUUUUAUUAGUCUUGGACAUGUUUACUAUAUUGUAUUCUGUCUGUAAAUAACUUUUAUUCAUUCGAAGUAUCUAUGAUACUAUAAAUGUAUUUUUAACGUUGUUUGCAAGCAAUGUGAUUACUUCUUACAAUUUAAAUGUAUCUUAUAGAUUUAAACAUACAAUAAGUAUGUCAAUUCUAUUUUGUAAAAAUAUUUGUUUACUUCCCAGCAAUACUUUUAAUUUUAAGAGAUAUCGCUCAAAUUGUAUAUUUUAAGAUUUAAAUUUGUAUCACGUGUUUUAUAUUGAUAAAGACAUUGAUUCUAAGUCCAUUUCAUGUUUAAGGUAAUUUCUGACAUUUGUCAUAAAACUUGCAUUUGGUUGGGUUUAGUAGUUCUUGUACAGCUUCCAAGUGAACUAUUGAAAAUAAUUUGUAGAGCUCAACAUAUUGUAAUUUUGAUUAAAAUAGUGUAAGUUGUUUGUAAGUUUGUGUUCCUUAUUUUAAAUAAAUAAAUAAAUAAAAUAAAAUAAAAGGUAUUUAUUUCAGGCACAGCCCAUAAAAGUGUUAGUAACAAAGGUCUUAUGUUAUAAACUAUGAUUAGUAAAUCACACAAAAACCUAUACAUAAUUAAAUAACGACAAUUUGGUGUCUUUAGUAAGAUGGACGCGUGUCCAGUCCAGGGAUACAUUUUUGUCUUAUACUUUUUGAAAAUGGACCAUAGAAACAAUUAUUAUCUAAUGAUUGUACAAUUUCUAUGAAA
Messenger RNA from Ostrinia furnacalis (Asian corn borer), 2722 nucleotides. Its product is annotated as Trimethylguanosine synthase 1. The coding region runs from base 79 to 1689 and encodes 536 amino acids. The record is from RefSeq and is a predicted model, not a curated record. Gene Ontology annotation, molecular function: RNA cap trimethylguanosine synthase activity. Gene Ontology annotation, cellular component: nucleus. Lineage: Eukaryota; Metazoa; Arthropoda; Insecta; Lepidoptera; Crambidae. Gene Ontology annotation, biological process: 7-methylguanosine cap hypermethylation. The transcript is spliced from 8 exons.